This is a messenger RNA of Notolabrus celidotus (New Zealand spotty), 1941 nucleotides long. It is a transcript of the gene acaa2, whose product is annotated as acetyl-CoA acyltransferase 2. The record is from RefSeq and is a predicted model, not a curated record. Bases 127 to 1317 code for a protein of 396 amino acids. Gene Ontology annotation, molecular function: acetyl-CoA C-acetyltransferase activity. The transcript is spliced from 10 exons. Gene Ontology annotation, biological process: fatty acid beta-oxidation. Lineage: Eukaryota; Metazoa; Chordata; Actinopteri; Labriformes; Labridae.
CAGUCUACACUAUUUAGGGGAAAGGUCGCGGUUGUUAGGUUUUAUAUUCACCGUGUGCUCAUUCAGAGUUCCAGAAGAGGACAAUCUGUGGAAAGGUUCGAUCCUGACAGUGGUGGAUUUUACAUCAUGGCGCUCCUCAGAGGUGUAUUUAUUGUAGCUGCCAAGCGCACUCCAUUUGGUACCUAUGGUGGUGUGCUGAAGGACCACAGUGCAACCGACUUGGCUGAGCAUGCAGCCAAAGCGGCCCUAGCUGCUGGAGGCAUAGCACCAGAACUUGUAAACAGUGUCAUCAUGGGAAAUGUGAUGCAGAGUUCAGCUGAUGCCCCAUACAUUGCUCGACAUGUGGGUCUGAGGUGUGGCGUCCCAAUCCCAGUGCCUGCUCUUACUGUGAACAGACUUUGUGGAUCUGGUUUCCAAGCUAUCAUCAACGGCGCUCAUGAGAUUUGCCUCAAGGAUUCGGAGGUGGUCCUGUGUGGAGGCUCAGAGAGUAUGAGCCAGGCCCCGUACGCUGUUCGCAACAUACGAUUUGGAACAAAGUUGGGAUUUGACCUCAAGCUAGAGGACACCUUGUGGGCGGGUCUGACUGACCUGCAUAUCAAAAUCCCCAUGGGCAUCACAGCAGAAAACCUGGCAGAUAAAUACCAGAUCACACGAGAAGAGUGUGACAACUAUGCUUACCAGACACAACAAAGGUGGAAGGCAGCUCAUGAGGCCGGUCACUACACAGCAGAAAUCGCUCCCAUUGAGGUGAAAGCUAGGAAGGGUAAAGUAGCUAUGGCUCAGGAUGAACACCCUCGCCCUCAGACCACACUGGAACAGAUGGCCAAACUGCCCACUGUCUUCAAGAAAGGAGGGACUGUUACUGCUGCGAAUGCUUCAGGUGUAUCUGAUGGUGCUGCUGCCUUGGUGAUUGCAAGUGAAGAUGCUGUGAAAGAGCACAAGCUCACUCCGCUGGCUAGACUUGUGGCCUACCAUGUGUCAGGCUGUGACCCAAGCAUCAUGGGAAUUGGUCCUGUUCCAGCAAUCACAGAAGCCCUAAAAAAAGCUGGUCUGACUAUCAACGACAUGGAUCUUGUCGAGGUGAACGAGGCUUUUGCCCCUCAGUACCUGGCUGUUGCUAAGGCUCUUGGUCUGGAUCCAGCAAAAAGCAAUGUGAACGGUGGAGCUAUUGCCAUCGGACAUCCUCUCGGUGCUUCAGGAGCACGAAUCACUGGCCACCUGGUCCAUGAGCUCAGGCGACGUGGAGGGAAGUAUGCUGUGGGAUCUGCUUGCAUCGGUGGUGGUCAGGGCAUUGCAGUCAUCAUUGAAAACUGCUGAUUGAAGAAGCUGCAAAAUCCAGAAGAACUCCUCAAGAAGAAUGUCAAACACCAACGUCCACUCAAAAACAAUGAAAUGUAGAUGGAACAUGAUAAAAAGAGAUUAAAAUGUACACAUAAAUAGACAGAGAAAGUUUUUCUAACAUGAGUAACUGUGCCUCAAUUUUUCUUUGGUAAUCAAUGAAAAGAAACACUUAACAUACAGGUUUUUACUGCUUUCUCUUGUUUCUUUUUUCAGCCAGUUUCUAAAAAUAAUGUACAAAAAGCCUUAGUUCAGAUUUAGUGUUUGGGAGCCCAGAUGUGGGAAAAGCUCACUCAUGUCACUGUGCUCAUCGUACAGUGGAAGCAUGUACGACACAAGCAUCUGUGUGUGUGUGUGUGCCUAAAACAGAUCUUGUUCCUUGGUCACAUUUGCAUGUGCAGCCCAUGGGGAUUAGUUAGUGUUGGUUUCAGUAAGGUUUAAAUGAACUCUGAACUCUGAUGUUUGCCUUAAAAUGACCUCUAUCACUCCAUUGUCAGGCAACUGUAAAACCAGAGAGUAUGCUAUGUGGCCCAUGAUCUGGUACGGGAAACUGAUUUUGUAUUUAUGUUUCAAAAGUACUCAAUAAAUAACAUUUUCAACAGG